This is a messenger RNA of Spinacia oleracea (spinach), 1927 nucleotides long. RefSeq lists its product as uncharacterized. Lineage: Eukaryota; Viridiplantae; Streptophyta; Magnoliopsida; Caryophyllales; Amaranthaceae. The transcript has 10 exons. The coding region runs from base 1 to 1707 and encodes 568 amino acids. The record is from RefSeq and is a predicted model, not a curated record.
AUGCCCUUUUUUGUAGUAGUGUUAGCAUCUCAAGUUGGACAAGUUUAUUAUGUGCAUUCACAUAACGAACCACAAUGGUGUGUCGUGAUAAAAACAAUCCCUCGCAAUUUUUACUACUUUACUAUUGAGGAAAUUGAUGAUUCGGAUGAAGAUGGAUAUGAGGAUAUGGAGGGAAUAGAUGUUGGAGUAGUUAACAUAGCUGAUGACAAUGAUAUACCCCUUGAUCCAAGGGUUGACGUCUCACCUACAAUUAUUAGUGCAAGUGAGGAGGAGGAUAUGUUAGAUGAUGAUGAAGAAAAUUCUUUCGAAGAGGAUGAGGAAGAGGAGGAAUUUUGUGAUGACAUAAGUGACGAAGAAGAUUGUGAUGAUGAAAUGCAUGAUGAUAGUGUCUCGGAGAAUUCAGAAUAUGUUUUACAAUGUGGUUUUGUUCUCAUGGACUCGGAGGCUCAUGAUAUUCAACAACAUUUGCACCUACGGAGGCCUAGAAAUGGUCCAUUUCGUGGUCCAAGCAGAGCUAAGAAAUACAAGAAAUUACGACUUAGUCAACCACGCAAGCUGAAGAUUUGUAUUCCAAAAGAACUUGGGGCUGUUGUUGGUGACAAAGCUAAUCAAUUUGUGGCAGAAUGUUCUGACUGGGUGAAGAUAUGUUGCCCUAUUAAUGUUGUAUCUUGGCACUACAUGCCUGAAGACAAGCUAGAUCGACUGUAUGGAACAAUCAAGGACAAAUAUGACCUCCCCCCUGGUGAUCACAUAGAUAGAGCGUUAGAGGUCCAAUGUAUGAGCUUAUUUAGGCAUUGGAGGGAAAGGAUGAAGAAAAAACGUUUUACGGGUAAAGCUCUCAAUACAGCGAUAUCUAAUGUUCCUGAUAACGUGCCUCCUAAUCAGUGGGAAUGGCUUUGUCAUCAUUGGAAUUCAGAUAAACAAAAUAAAAAGAGUGAAACAAAUAAGCUUAAUGCAAAGGCUAACAAACUCAAGUCAACUUGUGGAGCCAAAUCUUCUGCUCGAAUCCUCUUUGAUAUGCAACUUGAAGAAGAGGUUGAUAUGCAAACGCAAAGAGAAAUUGAUUUCCAUCCUGAUGUUGAAAUGGUACCUAACACGGAGGAGAAUAACACAAAUGCUGAACCAUUAUAUAUCAAAGCAUGGACUAAACUAAAGAGGCAUGCAGAUGGGAAUCUAUGUGAUGAGGCUGAAGUAAAGCUUCUGGAGUUCCAACAGUUACAUGAGAAAGAAAUUCAAGAAAAAGGGGUUGAUAACUUGUCAAUUCCUGAAGCAUUUACAAAUGUACUUGGAUACCGUUCAGGCUAUGCUAGGGGCUUGGGUAAAGGAGCUCCAGUGAUACCCAAGAAAAAGAAGAAUGUGGCAAAUCUUGAAUCUGAUGUGCAACAUCUUCAAAACCGCGAAGUUGAGUUAUUAGAAGCUAUGAAAAAGUUAGAAAAUGAAGCUAAUGAAGCGCGAGAAAGGGAAAGACAAAGGGAAGUGGAGAUGAAGAAACGUGAGGAACAACUUCGUGCUGACCUUAAUGAUGAGUGUCAAAAGAAGAUGGAUAUUUUCAUGAACAACUUGCAAGCUAAAUGUUUCAAUCAUCUGGAGUCAUGCCUGAUUGGGGAAACACAACAAUGUAACCAGGAAAGCAAAUACGCCCAUUUUUUGUUUUGUGAUGGCACUUGGUCGGCGCUGAUUUUUUUGAGAUGCAAGGAGAAGAUAUGAUGUUAUACAAAUUUUUGAGAUGCAAGGAGAUGCAUAAUUAAAGACGUGAAUACAACUUUUUAUAAAGUAUACUUCGUAGUAUUAAUUUAACAUAACUUAGUUACAGCUUUUGGGUGUUGCUGAUGGAUGUAAAAGAAGAUGCAUAUAAGUGCUUUGUAUCAAUUGAAAUAUCGAUGGUAUUGAAACUUUUGAUGAAUUUUCUAUACAGGUUGUAAAAGAU